Molecule: messenger RNA, 1191 nt
Organism: Eruca vesicaria subsp. sativa (arugula)
Lineage: Eukaryota; Viridiplantae; Streptophyta; Magnoliopsida; Brassicales; Brassicaceae
Source: the annotation of a GenBank genome assembly
AUGGAUGACAUUCAUAAUAAGAUAUUUGCCAUUGCUGCCAACUUCCCACCCAAUAAGUUGACAUACCCUACUAUAUCAACAUUCACCCCCUGCUUUAUCAGCAUCUUCUACUACCUCAAUAAUAUGGACCACCUCAUGACAUUCACAGACCGAUGGACCAAUAACUGCAUGGGCUGGGUACCUCCUUACUCUCAGAUCUACAUCUGCAUGCUUCUCUACAUUCAAACUAUGCGAGCCAUGCAAGCCUCCGGCUAUUUACUCCCCAGCCUCUCUUCCCUCCUCGGAGACUUCUGUCACCAAUUCCCUUUACAAAACCUCUGGAUCCCUGUGUUUCAUGCAACCACUCACCUUCCCAACCUUAACAUUUUCAUCUCUAGACUAAACUCUAUCUGUGCUGCGGCUACUCGUCCCAACGUGACGUUCCAGCUCUUCUCAAGUGAUGUCGACGGUCCAAGCUAUAUGGCUAAUUUAUUCAGACAACCUUGUGACCAAAGUGAUAAUGAACAUGCUAACCUCACCUCUCCUGGUGCGUGCUUGACCUACCCUGGAAGCUUAGAUUUGUGGCAAGAAGCUAACUUUCAACUCCCAUUUCUCAACAUUCCACAACCUCUCGACGUGAAUUCCACUGAAGUGAAUGAUAACUGGUCCUCUUUUCUCAGGCUCGCGGAAGACUCCUCCUGGUUUGGUUCGGUUGCUGCUAUGAUGGCUACGUAUUGCAUGUUCUGGAAAGGCUCCGUGCCUUUAUACGACUGUUCAGCUUCGAGUUCAGCCGCUGGUAGUGUACGUUGCACUGCUACAGAUACUAACGUGUUUGAUCCUCCAAAAUGGACCGCAGAGGCUGGAAACCAUAAUGCAACCCAACACGAUAACCCGCAUCAAGUUGGACAUUACUCUAUGCGUUGUGAUCUCUCUCUUGUUUUUAAUGCUGCUACCAGCUUAGACGACAUCUCUCUAAACCAGAUCAAUGCUGGUAACACGUAUAACAUAUAUUUGAGCCCUAAUGAUGAUGGACACGCUACCCUCCGUCGUGGAGUUUUUUGGAGCAUAUACCCCGAUGCUUUUACAAGGUCUGGAAUAGAGGUUUACCGUGCAGUCAUCCCCAUUAUAGCUCGAGAGUAUCACUCUUACUCUCGGAUCGAUUCCGACGAACUUUCGGAGACAUCGAUGCUGUAUCCUAGGACGUUUGGUUGA